UCGCGCCAUCCGCAAGUGUGCGCGCCUUUAUCAAAACUGUGUUAAUGUGGUCUAAGCGGUUGUAUAAUGUAUUCACUAAACAAUAACAAAAUUACCUACUUAAAACGAACCGUGCUGAUUGCCGGGCCAUAACUUAAGUGAACUUCGGACUGCAAGCACACGCGGCUGCAUUUCGUGAAAAAAAUAAAAACAUUUUCAACUACAAACCAGUCCUGCGGUUUGUUCUCCCGCCUUGUUUCAAAAACGAAUAAUAAAGACGAUAUCCCGUCGCAACUUUGUUAUGAAAAUAAACCUAGUUUUGGUAUGAACGAAGUUUUAAUAAUUUGGAAGUAAUAAAGUUCGCGUAUUUAUAAUGAGCAGAUAAUAAAGUGAUAGUUGUGUGACUUGUGUGCUAGAAAAAUAUCGAAUAAAUCUCGUGUCCGAUUUUAGCUGAUUCUUGUAAAUCACAAUGGCGAUUCACAGGAUAGUUUUCCUGGUGUUAUUCGUUCAUCUUGUAAGCUGUAACGACAACUCUAGCAGUCCUAUACCAUCUGUAUAUGAGCCAUCAUGGACGUACAAAUGCGUGCCAGACGAAGGUUGUCAACGGUCCCAAUCACCUCAACCCACGCUCAGUAAUGUGACAGGCACAGUGUAUGAAAGCUUGGACCUUUGCCGUACAGUAUGUGGCAGGUUUGGCGGAAUAUGGCCCAAGCCUGGUACCGCCGCGUUGAGCAUGCAGACUGUUAAAAUACACCCUAAUUAUUUAAGGUUCGAUUUAAUCGAUGCUCCUGUAGAGACUCGAGAAUUAUUAGCUAAAAUGACUCAAGUGGCAACAGCAAACUUAAUAGACGAGUGUAACGGCAAUGUUACCGAAAUAGUUACAACACCAGUUGUUGUUUACAUUACUAUUAAAUCAUCUAAUCUAGAACUGACCUGGCAAACUGACGAGAAAUAUAUGCUGGAUGUUCAAUCUAAAGAUGCAAACAUAGCCGUCCAUAUAUCUGCUGAAACAGUAUACGGAGCUAGGCAUGCCCUCGAAACUUUCACACAACUAGUAACAUCAGACAAGCCAGACUAUACUGACAUCUAUAAAUGUGGUCUCAGAUUAGUGUCUGGUGCUAAAAUCCGGGACAAACCAGUUUAUCCCCAUAGAGGAUUCCUUCUGGAUACUUCUAGAAACUUCAUUCCGUUAGAAGAUAUAAAGAGGAUGAUGGACGCGAUGGCAGCGACGAAAAUGAAUGUUUUUCAUUGGCAUGUUACGGAUUCUCAUAGUUUUCCGUUGGAGUCAGCGAGGGUGCCGCAAUUUACGAGAUACGGUGCCUAUUCAGCAUAUGAGAUAUACUCCACCGAAGAGGUCCGAGAGCUGAUAAGCUACGCCCAAAUCCGUGGAAUUAGAGUAGUUAUUGAGAUCGAUUCUCCAGCACAUGCUGGUAAUGGCUGGCAGUGGGGAAAGGAAUAUGGGUUCGGCGAUCUCGCAGUAUGUGUGAACGCAAAAGCAUGGCGGUCAUUGUGCAUCCAACCGCCUUGUGGCCAACUCAACCCUGCUAACCCCGAAAUGUAUAAAGUUUUACGAGAUCUGUAUAAGGAUAUCGCUGAAUAUUUGCUUAAACCUGCGCUUUUCCAUAUGGGAGGGGAUGAGGUAUUCCUCGAAUGCUGGAACUCGACCCAAGAAAUUGUGACCUACAUGCAAAGCAAAGGCUACGAUACCAACGUGGAAGGUUUUAUGAAGCUCUGGGCAGAAUUCCACGCAACCGCUCUCAGUAUUUGGGAUGAAGAGAUCGCUGCUCUUGGCGGCAGUCAGCAGCCCGUGAUGCUGUGGUCCUCGGAGCUCACACAGGCGCAUAGGAUACAGAGAUAUUUGAGUAAGGAGAGAUACGUAAUAGAAGUCUGGGAGCCAGUAUCCAGCUCAUUACUAUCCCAACUACUCCACUUGGGCUACCGAGUGGUAUCAGUACCAAAGGACAUUUGGUAUUUAGACCAUGGCUUCUGGGGCAAUACCAAGUACUCUAAUUGGAGGAAAAUGUACUCCCAUGUGUUGCCUGUGGAAGCCAAUGUGCUGGGGGGUGAAGUUGCCAUGUGGAGUGAAUAUGUGGACUCGCAGGCUUUGGAUACCCGAGUCUGGCCUCGCACAGCAGCUGUAGCAGAACGUCUCUGGUCUAACCCUAGUUCUAGCGCUAGUGCCGCAGAACCUAGAUUACAAAGACUUAGAUCUAGAUUAGCAGCUAGGGGAAUCCCCUCUGAUGUAUUGUCACCAGCUUGGUGUUCACAACAUGACGCUAGAUGCCUUUAAUAAACUUAUUUUUUUAUAUGAUGACGUCAUAGUUUUGAUAAAAACCUUGUCUACAAAGACUAAUGGGUGCUAAUGUCUAGAUUAGCAGCUCGGGGAAUCCCGGUAAAUAUUUAUAGAAAUAAACUUCUUUUUUUCUUGUAUAUUAUGACGUCAUUGUAUUGGUUUUGUAAUUAUAAUAGAAGCAAUGCAACAGUUGAAUGCAUUUCAAAUUAUUGUAACAUUGUUAAUAUUUAUAGAUAAAUAUUGUUAUGAAUAUGAUGGACUAUUUUGAAAAAACAUCUUGUAACAAAUUACGGUGCUCUAAAAUUGACAUCAAAUGUUUGUCUAUGGUUAUGAUAUUAUAACCAAGACAUAAAAUGUUCGAACCACAUAUUUAAAAAAGUGGCUAGUAGAAUGACCAAGAAGAAUGACCAAUCGAUCAGUGAAACAGACAUGUUAGAGCGUGGUUGUAUUACGUAAUUAAAUACUGAUAUAAUAUUUCUUAGACAUCUUCACUCGACCAAAGUCGGUACAAGAAUGACUUGCAACUGCAGACGACCGUUAUUUAUAGUACGAUCAAAACAACUAUUCGAGUGGUGUGACAGUGUGAGUCAGCGCAGGUGUUAUUUGUGUUGUUUUGAUCGUUAUUUUGAAUACGACAUGAAAUAUUAUUAUUACUCGAUAAUUAAAUGAUUGUUAAUACUUUUAUCCAAUUGGUUAUUGUUAAAAUAAUUAAUGAAGUUAAUCAAUUGAUUUACUUUUAAAAUAUAAUUUUAUCUUUAAAUUAAACGCGCUUUAAUGACAUUACAUUGUAAAGCCGUGACAUAAAUAUACCUUAGAAUAUAUAUUUUGGUUAAAGGUGCUUUUCCACCAAUAAUAUCCGAGGAUGUGUAGCGAGGAAUGUGUUUGUAAAUAACCAAUAGUAUCGCUUCAAACG
This is a messenger RNA of Colias croceus (clouded yellow), 3185 nucleotides long. It is a transcript of the gene Hexo2, whose product is annotated as chitooligosaccharidolytic beta-N-acetylglucosaminidase. Gene Ontology annotation, biological process: carbohydrate metabolic process; glycosaminoglycan metabolic process; ganglioside catabolic process. The transcript is spliced from 10 exons. Gene Ontology annotation, cellular component: membrane. Gene Ontology annotation, molecular function: beta-N-acetylhexosaminidase activity. The record is from RefSeq and is a predicted model, not a curated record. The coding region runs from base 449 to 2269 and encodes 606 amino acids. Lineage: Eukaryota; Metazoa; Arthropoda; Insecta; Lepidoptera; Pieridae.